Molecule: messenger RNA, 2265 nt
Organism: Danaus chrysippus (African queen)
Lineage: Eukaryota; Metazoa; Arthropoda; Insecta; Lepidoptera; Nymphalidae
Source: the annotation of a GenBank genome assembly
AUGGCCGCAUGGCUCGGUGACAGCAGCCUCUCAGAUAUCGGUACAAAGAAUAGCUUAGAAACAUUUGUUAACCAACAUUUUGAUAUUGAUAGCAGUGUUGUUGAUUGUGAGAAGUUUGACAGUGAGUCUGCACCUGCUCGUGUACGUAGUGUCCAAAACGGUGGCUUGUUAGAUACCUUACAAAGCGAAAUAAUUCCCAAGGACAAAAGAACGAAUCUUUUAAUUGGAACAGUAUCAGAUACCAAUGAAAAGCGUCGAGAUGUACCUCAGACGAAUAUCGAGUUGCCAAAGUCCGUUAUGGAUAAAAGUAAACGUAAGAACGAUGACAACAGCGGCAGGUAUCACUGCGAGUAUGAUGGUUGUGAACGAACCUACAGUACUAUUGGCAAUCUACGGACACACUUGAAGACACACAAAGGUGAAUACAGGUUUGUGUGUUCGAUACAGUCGUGUAACAAAGCGUUCCUGACCUCCUACAGCCUUAAGAUUCAUGUCCGAGCUCACACCAAGGCCAAACCGUUUGCAUGCAACAUCGGCAAUUGUAAUAAAGCCUUUAAUACUCUUUAUAGACUGAGGGCACAUCAGAGACUCCACAGCGGCGACACUUUUAACUGUAAAGCCACCGGCUGUAGCAAGUUCUUUACAACGCUCAGUGACCUAAAGAAACACAUACGAACACACACACAGGAAAGACCUUACAAGUGCGUGACCACCGGUUGUGGCAAAUCGUUCACGGCGUCCCAUCACCUCAAGGCACACGCUCGCACACAUGUCCCGAGACACGCCACACAUGUUACACUUGCGACACCAGCUGUGGCUCAAGUUACGCCACAAGUGACGCCACAAACCACGUUACAGGUCUUGCCACAAGCUUCGCUCGCCACCUGUGCCUUACAGAUGAAAUCCGAAACAUCGAGAGUAUCAUCAGAUAAUCCGAAAUCGAGCCAGGAGAUGAGCUGGGACAGUCUGUUGGAGUCGUUCGGUCGGAUCACAACCGAGUCCAACUCAACAGACGACGGCUUGGAAGAUAUUACCAGCGUGAACGCGCUCGCCAACAACAACUUGGACAUCAACGAACUGCUCUUCGACAACACACACACGGACGUCAACCAGAACAUUACGAACAACUGGACAGAGGUCACCGACUUGGACUUAGUGAUACCCUCCAGUAAGAUGGAGGUGAAAACUGAGGCGAUACAACUCGCUCUGGCCAACGAAGUAGAACUCCAAGCGCCCUGGAUAGACGUGACCGCCCUCGCGUCCUCCAUACAAGAAGCUCCUGUCAGCAUUAGAGACAAAACACCAGAAAACAUAUUCACCCUAGCAACGUUCGUGCCCACACACAUGCAGAGCUACAUGGACCUGAACACGGACACACUGCCGACUGCGAACAUCAUCUCAGAGGAGUUCCUCGACACGCCCAACAUACUGGACGUUAGCGACAAGGUCUUCAACGAUAGCGAGCUAGUCACUAAUAUUGAUAAAAUGGCGGACUUCCUCAAAAACGACGACCGGUCUCUGAACACUCCCUCUCCCAAGAUACAGCACGCCGUUGAAAUAAACCCGUCGAGUUGCGUCCUCUUUAAUACUGACCUAACACUAGAAGACACUCUGCUGUUCGACAACGAACCUCCGUCAGACAUGUACGUGGUGCAAACGGAAACCGUGUUCGGUAGAAAAAUGGAGAACCCUUUAAAGAAACUGACGUCGGAUGUGGGGAUAUGUUCAUGUGAUAGUUGUGAGUGCGGCGCCGACAGCGGCGAGUGCAGAUCGUGCGGGGCGAAGGCCGAGGGCGGAGCACCCCGCGAGGACAGGUGCUCGUGUGUGGUGUGCGAGUGCGAUCAGGACAAGAUGAAGUGCGUGGCCGGCUGUGGGAAGGCUACGGACACGCAGAACAACACCUUCCUAGACUAUCACAAGCGACAUAACAACUCAAACCUUGAAGACUUGGGGGUGUUCGUUCAUAACUGUGACAACUUCGCUCUCAUCGACAGUAUCAAGUGUUCCUGUAACCAUGAACAGGACUCUGUAGAGGCAGGGGGCUGCUGUCACGCUGGAGGGAAACAAGGAACAUCAAGCAAGCCGUGUGGUACAGCCGAGCCGAGUCAAACAACUAACAAAACAUGCUGUAAUAAAGAUUCCGAGCACACGAACUCAUGCUGCGUGACGAUCUGCUUCAAGAAACUAGACGCCUUUAAACAGUUCUUAAACAGUAACGAUCUAUUAAAUGCUCUGAAAGGGAACGGUCUCACCAGCAGUUCAUGA